Messenger RNA from Colletotrichum navitas, 391 nucleotides. RefSeq lists its product as uncharacterized. The record is from RefSeq and is a predicted model, not a curated record. Lineage: Eukaryota; Fungi; Ascomycota; Sordariomycetes; Glomerellales; Glomerellaceae. The transcript is spliced from 2 exons. Bases 54 to 359 code for a protein of 101 amino acids.
GAGAGAGAGAGCGAGAGAGAGAGAGAGAGAGAGAGAGCCCCAGCGGGCCCAAAAUGGUCCGCUGCUGUGUCACCAGCUUUGCAGGUUUCUUGUCUUCAUUUUCUUUCUUUUUCCUUUCCGUUUUUUCCAGGUUUCCAAGCGGCUUGGGGAAGAACGAUGACGGCCUCGAUCGAUCUCCGACGCACGUACGGGCCAUCGCCUUGAAAAUGCAUGCACAAAUACCGGAAUAUGGCCCCCUUCUUGCUCGUCCUUGCUCUCCCACUCGCUCCCUUCUCCCCCCCUUCGCUUCCGCUGCCGUCCGCUCGUCCCUUGUGCUAAUGGACCGCCGCUGCCUGCUUUUCCCUUGCCUUGUGGUGUAAACUACCCAGUAGUGUAGUGUAGUGUAGUGUAG